GCUGGCAGUUAAUACAUAUGUUAAUGGCUUGUUCCGCACUCCCGACCCUCGGCCAUCUUUAGGCGAUCUCUUUUCUGAUGCUCUGAACGUCUUGGCACUCGAGGCCCGGCAUGGCGGGUAGCAACACUUUGCCUGCGGGCACCGAGCCCAUAGCAGCGGUCGUCCUGGUUUACUCAACAAUCGGUUGGCUUUGCACUGUGACCAUGAUUUGGCUCACCUGGAUACAUCGACAGCGAUUUAGUUAUGUCGCGAUGAUUGCCUAUUUCACCUUGCUCGGAACGACAAUGUCAAUCACCCAGCAAUGCCACGACUACAUCAACUGGGAAGAGAUCAUGAUUAAGCAAUGGGAACUGGUGUCAAAGUUCCCGGACAGCCCAGAGAUGGCGACAGCGCAGGGAUCCCAGGGCCUUGAUCUCAUUCUAUUCUACAUUCAAUUUUAUACGUACAACGCCAGCGCUCUUUGCGUGCUGUUCUGGGCUGGCGAACUUGCGCAAACCUUGUACGGCUUCGACGCCAAGCCCAGAUUGAAGCGCGUGUGCCGGAAGAUCAACCAGGCCGGGCGCGGCGUUGCGAUUAUUCUCCCGCUCUUCACGACGCUCAUGCUGCGACUGCCCGAAGUCCGAGCGCACAUUUUGUCAUUCCUUCUUGUCGCUGAUCUCCCACUCAUGUUGAGUAUGACCUUGGGUAGUCUGAUGGUCAUGCUUAUCCUCAUCCGGUACCUGGUAACACAGAAAAAGUUUACCCAGUGGAGUAUGCCUCGGACCGACCAAAGCGGCAGUGACAGGGGCACAGAGGCCGGCCUUUCGUAUGCUUCCACUUCCAGUUCGAAGAGGAUAGGCAUCCAAAAGAUUCGGAGCAAGCAGGGUGGUAUCUAUGAUCGCUGGCUCAUGAUCCGCUUCUUCCUAUCCUUCAUCAUGCUCGCUGUGUUCGACGUCACCACAGUACUGUUCCAACUUAACGCAUUGAAUGCCAACAGGAAGGAUGGAAUACUACCUGCCCCUGACAUGAGUGCGGAGCGCGCCCAAACUACUCUUCUUGGGUUUUUGCCUGGAGUUACCCCCGGCAUCAUGCUAUUUCUUGUUUUUGGGACGACGGCGGGACAUCGAAGGAAGAUAUACGAGGCUCUUGUGCCUAAGCGAUGGCAGAAACCCGUGGGCGAACGCUUUGAGCUGUCUGCUCUUUUCAAGUCUCGAAAGCGCAGAGCCAUUGACAGCGCCUCACCCAGUACACGCAAGUGGCCCUGGGCGGAUCGCGGUGUUCAAAGAGUUCCGUCUUAUGCCAUGUCACCCCGGGCAGCCAUGGCCACGCCGGCAGUGCCGCUCGGACCCGUGCGCCACAAGAAGGGCGGCCAGAGUGUAGACAUCAUGAGCAUGCUCACCAAGGAGACUCUGGCGGAUCUUCAGAAGCCGCUGCCUCCAUAUCCAUCGUCGGCGGCCGAACGCUAUAGCUUCGACACGCCAGGCACAGGAGCCUCUUCGCAGCCUGCCUCCAUACGCGAGGCGAGAGUCGAGCAGGUGGUCUGGAGGACGUCGGUGCAUGACCCGGCGUCGAGACCAGUGCAUAUUUCACACCAAGCGCGACGCGGCAGCUACUACACCGCGGAUCCAGAGCAGAGCGAUGAGUCGGGUCCGACACUGCCUAUCAUGCAAAACGACAAGAGAGAUUCGAGAACAUAAGGAUCUCAUAGGGAUUUUCCCCAAUGUUUUUGAUAUAGACUACGAAGAUAACGGCCGGUCACAUUUACAAACCAAGAUACACGACAGCAUAGAAGGGAAUCACCCUGGGGCGUUGAUUUCAGCGAACCACACUUUUUUUAAUCGAUCCGGUCUUGGCAUUCUUUUGUUUGGUACAUAUUUAUCCACAUCAUACAUACAUGCAGCUGUUGCGAGGCCACUGCGGAAUUGGGACGGGACGGGACGAUUAUAGAGUUGCGCGGACUGGGCCUGGGAAAAGGGGGGCGUUAGGGACUUAUCUUAGCCGGGUUCUUUUGGUCCGAUUUUCAAGUGUGUAGCUAUUGUGCGGCUUUUUCAGGAGAUACCCCCCUUUAGCACGCGCGGUCAAAUCACAAC
Molecule: messenger RNA, 2069 nt
Organism: Microdochium trichocladiopsis
Lineage: Eukaryota; Fungi; Ascomycota; Sordariomycetes; Xylariales; Microdochiaceae
Exons: 6
Coding region: 111-1676 (521 amino acids)
Source: RefSeq, a predicted model, not a curated record